AUGACAUUUAUAUAUAAUUCCAAAGUAUGAAAUCAAAGGAAUAAAACCAACAUGGUAUUUAUAGAGAUAUGCACUGGAAUAAGUCUUUUUGGGAGCAUUAUUUUGGUAUUUUAUAGCUAGGUUAUUAUGGGGUCGUUGCUGAUUGGGGAUUAUGAAUAUAUUGAAAUUAAUGGGAUCCCAGAGAUGAAGGAGAAUAAAAUGGUGAUGUUGAUGGAAGAUGAAACUCCGAGACACACUCCUUAUGGAGCAGAUAGGGUCUAUCCUGAUGAAGCUGAAAAUAGUGCCUCACUUUUUGAAGUAAGCCUUCGGGUUUGGAGGGAAGUUUUAGGUUUUGCCUUCCACUUAGUGAUUGCUUAUCUGGACUAACGGGACAUCUGCAAGAGAUGGCUCUAACCUCGGAAACUAAUCCUUAGGCUAGGUGGUUUACGCUAGAUAAACAGACUAUUAGUCUAUCCACUUAUGGCCUUAUAACACUUAACUUAACUUAAAUUAGAGAUGAAGCUGGAUUCACAUGCUUGUGAGCUGCAGGAAUAUAUGUAAUGAUACUGGGGAUAAUGGUUUAUUUAAUAGGAAGAAAAGAGCAUGCCAUCAGAGGACAGGAAGAAAUACAGAUGAGGAUUUUUAGACCACCUGAUAGGGAUAGUUCAGAUGAAGAUGAAGAAGCUCCUUUUUUGUAG
This is a messenger RNA of Blepharisma stoltei, 677 nucleotides long. NCBI's taxonomy places the organism in Eukaryota, Ciliophora, Heterotrichea, Heterotrichida, Blepharismidae. The record is from the annotation of a GenBank genome assembly.